This is a messenger RNA of Vigna umbellata (rice bean), 882 nucleotides long. Lineage: Eukaryota; Viridiplantae; Streptophyta; Magnoliopsida; Fabales; Fabaceae. The record is from RefSeq and is a predicted model, not a curated record.
AUAAUAAACAACAACAUUGGAGGAAGAGAAAAAAAAAAAAAAAACAAGCAACAACAAAAACAACAGAACCUUCUUCCACAGUUCCAUUCACUCACGUAACAAAAACAAAACCAACAACGUUAUAAAAGCACCGCGACCUCUGCAUGUAAACAAUGGCGAGCAGAAAGAACUACUUCACUUCACGAAGCCACCGUUUUCUCCCCGUCGCUUCCAACAGAGACUCUCUAUCGCUAACCAUGGAUUCCGAAUCCGCCUUCGAAUUCGACGAGUCCGAGAUUUACAACUCGGGCCGGGCUAACUCGUUCGAGUUCAGCAGAUCGCUUCACGGCCGCGGCUCCGCCAAGAAAAACCCCACUUCCUCCACCACCGCCGCCGCGGCGUCAGUGCCCAUCAACAUCCCCGACUGGUCCAAGAUCCUCGGCAACGAGUACGCGAAAAGAAACAACAACAACCACGACGACGACGAGGACAACGAGUACGACGACGAUCACAACGAGGGUUAUGAUGAAUUUGAACGGAGCGGGAGAGUGCCACCGCACGAGUUUCUGGCGAGAACUAGGGUUGCUUCUUUCUCCGUGCAUGAAGGUUUAGGGAGAACCCUGAAGGGAAGGGAUCUGAGUACGCUCCGAAACGCCAUUUGGGCCAAAACCGGUUUCCAAGACUGAGAAAACAGAAGACAGAAUCUUCAUCGUCUUUUUCCUGUUCUACUUUCGUCACUGUAAUUGACAGUUUUUUUUGUGUUAAUUCUGGUGGUUAAGUUCACGUGUACGAGGUGAUUGAUUAUAAGAGGUUUCUGAUAUUCUUAAUUCGAAACCUGAGUUUUUAACUUGUGUAAAAUUACACGUACCCUUAAGAAAUAUAUAAAUGUUCUUGUUCAUUUGA